Akanthomyces muscarius is the source of this 1272-nucleotide messenger RNA. RefSeq lists its product as uncharacterized. Gene Ontology annotation, biological process: ubiquitin-dependent protein catabolic process. The record is from RefSeq and is a predicted model, not a curated record. The transcript has 3 exons. Gene Ontology annotation, cellular component: proteasome regulatory particle, lid subcomplex. Gene Ontology annotation, molecular function: structural molecule activity. The coding region runs from base 1 to 1272 and encodes 423 amino acids. Lineage: Eukaryota; Fungi; Ascomycota; Sordariomycetes; Hypocreales; Cordycipitaceae.
AUGGCAGCCGGCGACUCGAGCCGGGUCCAGGAAGCCCAGAAGAUCGCAAAGACGGACCCCAGCAAGGCCGAGGCCAUUUACAAGGAGAUUGUGUCCCAGGCCCCGGCUGCGACUUCAGAUGCGGCGACACGCGAGUACGAGCAAGCUCUAAUCAGCUUGGGAGAGCUGUACAAGGAUGAGAAAAAGUCACAAGAUCUGGUAGAGCUCGUACGACAGAGCCGCUCGGUUCUGUCCUCGUUUGCCAAGGCAAAGUCGUCAAAGCUUAUUCGCCAACUUCUCGACCUCUUCAAGGAUAUCCCCAACAGCACCGACAUCGAAGUCGCCGUUACAAAAGACUGUAUCGAAUGGGCCACGGCCGAGCGUCGAGCUUUCCAGCGCCAGGACCUCGAGGUCCGCCUGGUCGCGCUGCAAAUGACCAAGCAAUCCUACUACGAGGCUCUCACGCUGAUCAACGGUCUGCUACGGGAGCUGAAGCGUCUGGACGACAAGCUGCGUCUGGUCGAGGUGCAGCUACUCGAGUCGCGCGUCUACCACGCCCUCGGCAACAUCCCCAAGGCCCGCGCGGCGCUCACGAGCGCGCGCACGAGCGCCGCCAGCGUCUACACGCCGCCGCUGCUGCAGGCCAACCUCGACAUGCAGAGCGGCAUGCUCCACGCCGAGGACAAGGACUUUAACACGGCCUUUUCCUACUUCAUCGAGGCCCUCGACGGCUACCACACGCAGGACGAGAACAACAAGGCCCAGGCUGCCCUGCAGUACAUGCUGCUCUGCAAGAUCAUGCUUAACCUCGUCGACGAUGUCAACCAGCUCAUGACGUCGAAGCAGGCCGUCAAGUACGCCGGCCAGAACCUCGAGGCCAUGAAGGCCAUUGCCCGCGCGCACGGCAACCGCUCGCUCGAGGAGUACGAGCGCGCCCUCUCCACGUACCGCUACGAGCUCGGCAGCGACGCGUUCAUCCGUAACCACCUCCGCCGCCUCUACGACGCCAUGCUCGAGCAGAACCUCAUCAAGGUCAUUGAACCCUUUUCGCGCGUUGAGAUUGACCACAUUGCCAAGAUGGUCGGCCUCGACACGCAGCAGGUCGAGCGCAAGCUCUCGCAGAUGAUCCUCGACAAGGUCAUCAUCGGCGUCCUGGACCAGGGCGCCGGCUGCCUCAUCAUCUACGACGAGACGCACCGCGACCAGUCGUACGACGCGGCCCUGUCGACGAUUGACAAGCUCAGCAACGUCGUGGAUGUUUUGUACACUAACCAGGCCUCUUUGCUGGAGUGA